CAGCACUUGAACCAGGAAAUUGUCCCCUACACUUUCCAAAAACUGCCAGGAUUGUCUAUGUACUGCUGCAUUGCUCUCCCAGCAGAUAUCAGGGUGAUUAAAGUCUCCCAUGAGAACCAGGGCUGUGAUCUAGUAACUUCUGUUAGUUGCCGGAAGAAACCUCGUCCACCUCAUCCCCCUGGUCUGGUGGUCUGUAGCAGACUCCCACCACAACAUCACCCUUGUUGCUCACACUUCUAAACUUAAUCCAGAGACUGUCAGGUUUUUCUGCAGUUUCAUACCGGAGCUCCUCACCAGUUGUUUGGCAGGGAUCUUCUCAAAAUACACCAGCCUGAACGGUCUCAGCACCAUUCCCCUUUAAGAACUCCCUGGGUCACUUCCUACCAUAUUCUCAGAUUCUUUCAGGUCCGUGGUGUCCUUGACUUCCCCUCUGCAGUGCAGCUGGGGGUGUGUGGCCUCCGCAUCUCAGGGUGCGAGCCUCUUUUCUGCUGGAGAGAGCAACAAGCCUCCUUCCCCUCUGAUGGUCCCCACCGACUGAGCAGCUCUGCAGGUUUUUAUACCUGACUUCCAGGUGGAGCAUGCCAGGGUGUGGCUUCCUCUGUUAGGAGGGAUGGAUUAACCCCCGCUGUACCAGUUUGGGGCCAAUCCGCCCUGUCACAGCGCCGGAUUGGACACCUGAAGUUCUUUCAUUCUGAGAUGCAGUGCGUGCUGUGGCUAUAUCACUGUUCUCCAAGUGCCUGGCUGACCUUUUGAGAGAGAGCCAUUGUGCUCUGCUACUGGGCCUAUUUUGAGCAGAAGGCAUUGAACUAUUCCACAUUCUUCUGAAGUGGGUGAUAUGGACUCCCUGUUUGCUAGGGACUGAAAAGAAGAGCAGAUUCUUUUUGGGUCUGAGUUUGAAGAGGUACAGAAGAAUGUAGGAUUUUGUCUCAGCCAAAGCUUUGUGAUUUCAUUUGCUGGGUGAUCAUGGAUUGGAGUGCUGUAAGGAGACUGAAUACUACAGCUGAUCUUAUUUGCCAACAACGGGGUUUGUAAAACAUGUCUGUAUGUAUUUGUUUUUAAAAAAGCUGUCAUAGGAUUAUUUUUGUAGCAAACUUCUUAUAGAUUUUUACGGCCAGAAGGGAUCUCCUGUAUAAUCCAGGUCCUAGGCUUUCACCCAUCAUUCCUGGAGUGGAGGGAGUCAUUUCCCUGGCUGUGUGAGUGAACGCUGUGGAGGAUAUCUCUUAGAAAGUUAUGGUCACAACUUUUUUUUCAAACCAUUCUUGUUGGAAUAUUGUUGAAAAUGUAUUCUGUUUCCUUUAUAAAAAUGCAUUGAAAAGUAAACUGCUUUGCAAGUUUCUGUGGCAGCUGUGAAAUCAGCUUGGGCUCUGGUUUCACACUUUGUGGUUCACACUCUUGCAGCCAAGUUGCAGUCCCCUCUAAUGAAGCGUUAACUCCAGUGAGAAUCUCACUGUUUUUUUAAACACAGUGACGCCUCAUGGGUUUCUGUACAAUUUUAUGCAGAAUUGCUGAUUAAUACCAUUAAAAUUAUAAUUACAUAUGUGUGUAUCUAUAGAUACAUACACACCCCACCACAUAUGGCUGAAAGUCCAUCUCAAUAGGUGGGUAAAUAAAGUUUCUGAUUUAUGUAACUGGGGCUACUUAUUAAACCAUAUCUCCUUUUCCCAAGUGAAAUAUGUGGUUGUCUUCUGAGUAUAAAUCAUCUUCAAAGACAGACUCAUUGUUUAACAAAACUGGAAUGCUUAGGACAGCCUACAAAGUGAUUACACAGUUGCUUCUAGAGACAGCAGACUGAGUAAAAGUGAAGGAUAUGCUUGGAAGGUUGUAUAGGGAAUUUCUCCUUUGUUAAAUGCCUGUACUGUAGGGGCUUUGUAGUUGAAUGCAAGAGACCGGUUUAUGGCACAAGUCUGUCUUUGAUUAGAAAUAUUCUGUUCUUGUUCUUGUAAGUACUUACAGUCUGCCACGUGUUGUGUUCCCCCCCCCCCCCCCAACCUGCAGGGGGGAAUAGGAAGGUGAAUUGUGUGUGUCCUCCUAGCAGCCUUCAAUUAAACUCAGACUGCUAUAGAUCAAACAACAGGACAGAUGGAUAAUGGAGACUGGGGAUAUAUGAUGACUGAUCCAGUCACAAUAAAUGUGGGUGGACACUUGUAUACAACAUCCCUCACCACUCUAACAAGAUAUCCCGAUUCAAUGCUUGGGGCCAUGUUCGGUGGAGACUUCCCCACUGCCCGGGACUCUCAGGGCAAUUACUUCAUUGACCGAGAUGGACCACUUUUCCGGUAUGUUCUUAACUUUUUACGGACUUCAGAGUUGACUUUGCCCCUGGACUUCAAGGAAUUUGACUUGCUUCGAAAAGAAGCAGAUUUUUAUCAGAUUGAACCCCUAAUCCAGUGUCUUAAUGACCCCAAGCCUUUGUAUCCUGUGGAUACCUUUGAGGAAGUAGUGGAGUUGUCCAGCACACGGAAACUUUCCAAAUAUUCCAAUCCAGUGGCAGUAAUCAUAACACAGUUAACCAUUACAACUAAGGUCCAUUCGUUACUGGAAGGCAUUUCAAACCACUUUACCAAGUGGAAUAAGCACAUGAUGGACACAAGAGACUGCCAAGUUUCCUUUACUUUUGGGCCAUGUGAUUACCACCAGGAAGUUUCCCUCAGAGUCCAUCUGAUGGAGUACAUUACAAAACAAGGUUUCACUAUCAGAAAUACAAGAGUUCACCAUAUGAGCGAGCGGGCCAAUGAAAAUACAGUGGAGCACAACUGGACUUUCUGUAGACUGGCACGGAAAACGGAUGACUGAUGUAUGACACCACAGAUGCCAUUUCAGUGGUUACAUGCAACUUCCGGGAACAGCAUACCUGAGAGAAUCUGCUUUUCACUAAAGCAACAGCAUGGGCUUUUUUUAUGAGACUAUUUAUUAAUAACUAUUAAGGACUGGAGAAGUUACAUGCUCUAGCAGAUCUGUUUUUUGUCUUGUCCAGAAAAAGAUAUGCAUGUGCCUGUUCACACUGUUAAGGCACCUUUUUUUAAAGAGGGAGUCUUAAAAAUCAGUAUGGUAGGAAAUUUUAUGUCAGCUCUUUCGACCUAAAGUGCUAAAUUCACUUAUUUAAAUGGUCUCUAAUCCAUUUAAUGCUAAAACACUGGGAGUAAAGAACAAACAGGAUUUAAGAUGCAGAUGGGGGAAAUGCUAGCAUCAUGUAAACUAACCCAGUUUCUAAAUCAUUAAACAGUAUUGUAAUAUUUUAGGAAAACAAAUCCUACCCUUUUAAAGUACUUGUUAAGUACGGCUUUUUACAGUUAUUACAACUGUUUUUCUAUGCAUAUAAAUCAAGCAACCAAAUAUUAUCUGUAGCCAUGAAAAUGUGAGUAGAAAUAUUUAUACGGGAUUCUGAAUGCAAAAUAUCCCUGUGGUAGAAUUCAUACUUUUAAUGCCUGGUGCAAUAUUAUUCCCAAAUGUAAUGCCUGCCAGCAAGAAGCUAAUAAAAUGUCAA
This is a messenger RNA of Mauremys mutica (yellowpond turtle), 3484 nucleotides long. RefSeq names its product potassium channel tetramerization domain containing 6 (gene KCTD6). NCBI's taxonomy places the organism in Eukaryota, Metazoa, Chordata, Testudines, Geoemydidae. Gene Ontology annotation, molecular function: protein binding. Bases 2080 to 2793 code for a protein of 237 amino acids. The transcript has 2 exons. Gene Ontology annotation, biological process: protein homooligomerization. The record is from RefSeq and is a predicted model, not a curated record.